This is a messenger RNA of Hevea brasiliensis (rubber tree), 1025 nucleotides long. Its product is annotated as probable protein ABIL5. The coding region runs from base 111 to 881 and encodes 256 amino acids. NCBI's taxonomy places the organism in Eukaryota, Viridiplantae, Streptophyta, Magnoliopsida, Malpighiales, Euphorbiaceae. The record is from RefSeq and is a predicted model, not a curated record. The transcript is spliced from 8 exons.
AAGAAUAAACGUGAAAGAAAGAAAGAAAGAUGAGAAGAGCUAAUGAGCUACCUAUCUUUUCAUUCAUCUUCUUGAACUCUUAAAAAAAAAAAAAGAAGAAGAAAGAAAAAAUGCAGUUCUCCAAAACAUCUGCCUGUAAAACAUCAGAAAGUGAAUCCGAAAGCGUUCUGCCUUUCGACAAGUCCCUUCAAGAACUUAGAGACUUGCGUUCGCAGCUGCAUUAUGCAGCAGAUUACUGUGAAGCAACAUUCUUGAAUGCCAAAGAGAAAAGAAUGGUUGUGGAAAGCACAAAAGAUUACAUAUGCAGAGCUGUAGUUGCUGUUGUUGAUCAUCUUGGAUGCGUCUCUGCUAAUCUAGAUAACAGCAUUUCUAAGAACAAUGAAUUUUCUGAGGCUGAACUUAGAAUUAAUAGCCUUAAUCAAAGACUUCUUUCAUGUGAACAAUAUGCUCAAAAGCUUGCUCUAAAACGAGUAAGAUGGAGUGCAAAUUUGCCGAAGUUUCAUCGCCGCUACUUAUCAGCACCAAUCACAAAUGUUGAUUUUGACAAGUCAACUGAAGAUGAAAGAAACCCCAAUUCUCCAGCUACUCCAAUGAUCAUAGCUAAACAUGGAUUUGAAGCAGAGGACUUGCCACUUUUCUUCUGCACUCAAAAACCAUCUUUGGGUAGGAAUUCAUUUUCCAUUCAGAAUGAGGGCUCUGAUUCUCCUUCAGCACUGCCUGUUCGUGAUGGCCUCUCAAUACUAUCUAAAGGUCCAAAUCCCACAUUCCAUUUUCAGCAAAUUUCUCAGAAGCAUGGACGCUACAGAUUGUUCAGAAGAUCAGCAGCACACAGUAGUAACGAGAUUUUCUCGCUCAUUCGACGAAUUAAACGAAGAACAUGAAUAAAUUUAUGUAUAUUUGUUUCUUUUGCUUAUUGAGUGAUCUUUGAGAUUUUGGAUAAUGAAAUAUUAGUCGGUGGCCUGCCUUUAAUAGAAGGUAAAAUAAUAGAAGGUAAAUAGCAAAAUCUUCUCAAUUCAUCAAUUUAA